This is a messenger RNA of Eupeodes corollae, 1084 nucleotides long. Its product is annotated as endothelial lipase. NCBI's taxonomy places the organism in Eukaryota, Metazoa, Arthropoda, Insecta, Diptera, Syrphidae. The transcript is spliced from 2 exons. Gene Ontology annotation, molecular function: lipase activity. The coding region runs from base 20 to 1084 and encodes 354 amino acids. The record is from RefSeq and is a predicted model, not a curated record.
UUCAUCAGUAGAUCACAAAAUGGAAAAUCGCAUUUAUUUUUUCCUAAUACUUUCUUUUGUUGGAAUCAAUCUUGUUAGGUCUAAUAAAGCCACAAGUGCAACAAUAGAUUCUGUUCAAAACUACAACAUUAAGACACUCAAGGCAGCUUUGCCAUUAGGUUGGAAAAAGUUCUGUGAAGCCGAUGUCGAUGAAGGGGUGAUGUCCUUUUUCCCUGGAAAUGAUCCAUCUGAUGCAAAAAUUCAUCUUUCCACACCAAACAAUCAGACCAUAACCCUGCCAAUUAAGUACGUCUCUAGGAUUGGCGAAUUCGGAAUCAACACCCGCUUGAAAACCAUCGUCUAUGUGAAUGCAUUUUUUGCUGAUCAUAUUUACCAUAUCCACGGGAACCUAAUUUACAUGCAAGAAGCCCGAAAAGACUACAACAUUAUCAUCGUGGAUUUCGCUCAAAAUAUUCUUCAGCUUUACAAUGCCAUCAAACAUAAUGUUUUUGUUCAUGGCUACUUCGUUUCCAAGCUCAUCUCGGCAUUGGUUCAGAAUGGUGUAAGGCAGUCAGACAUAACACUUGUCGGUCAUUCUGUAGGAGCUAAUAUUGCCGCCCUCGGAGGCCGCCUACACAGUGAAGAAAAAACUGGGAGAAGGCUUGCAGCUUUAAUUGCUAUCGAUCCGGCUUUGAUGUGUCAGAGGAAGGACGUGUACGUAAACGCUCAUGUUUGUGAAAAAGUCAUCGUUAUUCAUGGAGAAAAUGGCAUCUUUAGUGUGACAGAACCAUUAGGAACAGUUGAUAUUUAUCCCAAUGGCAAUAAUGUGAGAUACCAACCCGGCUGCAACACAAAGAUAUGCAACCAUGUUUUCCCAUUUUUCGUGUUUCUUGAUGCCGUCAUUGAACAGACCCCGAUAACAGCGGUAAAAUGUGAAUCUUGGGAGAGUUUUAGGCGUGGCAAGUGCGACUAUACUUCGUUGAUAUCGUUGGAUAAUUUUAAAUUCGGAAAUACGCCGCAUGGAAAAUACUAUUGCAUAACCAAAGAGACCCCACCUUUCGGCAUCGAUGUAGCCGUAGAAGGUUUGAAGUUACAAUUGCAUUAA